This is a messenger RNA of Lycium ferocissimum, 1715 nucleotides long. RefSeq lists its product as uncharacterized. NCBI's taxonomy places the organism in Eukaryota, Viridiplantae, Streptophyta, Magnoliopsida, Solanales, Solanaceae. The record is from RefSeq and is a predicted model, not a curated record. The transcript has 4 exons. The coding region runs from base 192 to 1370 and encodes 392 amino acids.
AGGUUGAACAACUAAGAAGGGGCUCGAGUGACCCGACCAUACCGAAUGCAACCAUCGUUGGUCCAAAAGACGUCUCUAGCAAACGCAUCUUUGUCCUGAUUAUUUUCCGAAAGUCUUCCCGCCAGCCAAGUGAUUGUUAAGCUUCUUCAACACUCUUUUAACUUUCAGUUAUAAACAGAAAAUUUGAAUCCAUGGCUAGUCAAAGGAAUGAUAAUAACCCAAACAACGCCUCGAAAUCCAUGGCUACUCAAAAGAAGAGACAACCAUUAUCAGACAUCUCCAAUUUCAAUCUUAUACCAACUUCCACUCUCCGUAAACUUUGUUCCUCAGCAUCUUCUUCGAAACCUCAAAAUGUUAUUCGGAAAGCCCCAAUUUCUAAUAAUACCUCAAAACCCAAUUACAAUUACAAUAUCAAUUCCCCAAACAGGGUAAACUCUGAAACAAGUGUCGCUUCUUCCAGUUUCAACUCUGUUCAAAACCCUACUGGCAGGGGCAGUGAAGCUGUAGUUAACAAUCGAAGGCAGACUGCAAAGAAGUCCAAUUUAGAAGCUACUGCUCUGCCCUUCACUCCCAGUCAUGAAAAUAAAAAAGACAAAAGGAAGGAGAUUGAUGCGCCUUUCCUUUCACUGCCUCCUACAGUUAUGAAGGAUAAAGGGAAAGCAAUUGCGGAGCCCUUCAGUAGCUUGCCUCCUGCGACUAAGGAAGAUAAGGGGGAAGGAGUAGUUAUUCUGUCUACCCCCGUUUCAGGAAAUAAAGCUGUAGUUAACAAUCGCAGGCCGACUGCAAAGAAGUCUAACUUAGAAGCUCCUGCUCGGCCCUUCACUUCCAAUAAUGAAAACAAAAAAGACAAAGAGAAAGAGAUUGAUGAGCCUUGUCUUUCACUGCCUCCUAUGAUUAUGAAGGAUAAAGGGAAAGCAAUUGCUGAGCCUUCCAGUAGCUUAUCUCCUGAGACCAAGAAAGAUAAGGGGAAAGGAGUAGUUAUUCUGUCUACCCCAGUUUCAGGAAAUAAGAGGACGAAAGGUAUUCAUGAGCCUUUCAUGUCUUCAUCUCCCCAGAAGGUAAAAGACAAAGCUCAGGCAAUUUCUCAUGAGCACUUUCCUUCAGAUGAAAAAACAGCAGAAGACUCAUUGUCAAAAAAAGACAAAGCAGCAGAAGAAAAAUUUGGUGUUUUGACUCGGAGUUGCUCAUCUUUAAAGAAAACAAGGGGAAAAGGGACGGCAGAUGUUUCAGUUUUUAGUUGCCCCACUUUGCCAAGGACGAGAACUAAGAGGACUGAAUUCAGUGGAGCUGGUGAUAUUAAACCGUCAGGAUCAAUGACGGAUCCUAGUGGAAAGCGUAAGAAGGUCCAGUUUCAGAGCUACAGGAGAUAAUGUGCUAAAUUUUGUUUCAUUCAUAUCUUUGCACAAUUAGCUUGUGAAAGAUAUUGUAGGUUAACUGCGAGAGACAUUCAUGAUAUGGUGUUCAGUUAACAGUAUGAAACAUUUCUUUUUAAGAGGUCCCAGUAGUAAGCACGGGUGACCCCCUGACCUGAUUUUCCUUUGCCAACCAUGUAAACCUAAUCUUUGGGGAAUAAUAUGACUCAGCAAGAUACCGAAAACUGUGCGGUUGAUGUUUAAAUCUAGUAGUAAUUUUUUUAUAAUACUGAUAUCUACUUGUGGUGUGAAUGCUGUUUGAUCUCUCAUAUCAUAAAUCUACCAUUUUGGUGGCUAAUUAAU